AGUUGGAAUCGACGAUUUACAGCUGAGAAAUUCAGUCUGCCACAGCCCAACGACCACUAGGUGUACGUCAUCCUGUCAUCAUCAGCCUCGACACGAUGCCGAAUAUCAUCAAUGACAUUAAACUAGACUUCAAAGAUGUCUUAUUACGUCCCAAAAGAAGUACCCUAAAAAGUCGAUCUGACGUGGAUUUAUUCCGUGAAAUAACGUUUCGUAAUUCAAAACGAACGUACAAAGGAAUUCCAGUGAUGGCAUCGAAUAUGGACACUGUUGGGACCUUCGAAAUGGCCAGGGCAUUAUCCAAGCACGGACUUUUCACAACUGUACACAAAUACUAUUCGGCUGAGGAGUGGAAGGAAUUCGCUAAGGAAAAUCCAGAUUGUCUUGGAAAUGUUGCUGCCACCUCGGGAACUAGUGCUGGGGACUUUGAACGACUCCUAUCGGUGGUUAAUGCUGUUCCUGAAAUCAGUUUUAUCUGUCUCGAUGUCGCCAAUGGUUACUCACAACACUUCGUUGAAUUCGUAAGAAAAGUCAGGGGACAAUUUCCUGAUCACACAAUUAUUGCUGGAAAUGUCGUGACUGGAGAAAUGGUGGAGGAAUUGAUUCUCUCUGGUGCUGAUAUUAUCAAAGUUGGCAUUGGCCCUGGAUCGGUUUGUACCACGAGAAUGAAAACUGGGGUUGGAUAUCCACAAUUGUCAGCAGUUAUUGAAUGCGCUGAUGCUGCGCAUGGAUUAAAGGGCCACAUCAUUUCGGAUGGGGGAUGUUCGUGCCCUGGAGACCUUGCCAAAGCCUUCGGCGCUGGUGCAGAUUUCGUGAUGGCUGGAGGUAUUUUUGCUGGGCACGACGAGUGCAGUGGAGAAGUUAUCGAAAAAAAUGGAAAGAAAGUGAAAUUAUUCUACGGAAUGUCAUCGAGCACAGCCAUGGAGAAGCACGUCGGUGGAGUGGCUGAGUACAGAUCGUCAGAGGGAAAGACUGUGGAGGUGCCUUACAGGGGAGAAGUCGAAAAGACUGUUCUGGAUCUCCUCGGAGGAUUGAGAUCCGCCUGCACCUACGUCGGUGCAUCUAGAUUACGGGAAUUACCGAGACGUGCCACAUUCAUAAGAUGCACCCAACAAUUGAAUCCGAUGUACGGACCACCGUCGUAGGCAUUAGCUUAAUUAAAACUAGUAGGAAUUCCCUCGAUAUUUACCGAGGAAAUCAUUGACCUAUUUAUUUGUUUCAUUUUUUAAAAUCCAAUUGCUGAAGUGCCCAGAUUGUUAUUGCACUUGCUUUUGCAUUAUUUGGUGGGGAUUAUUAUCGCAGUUAAGCAUUUUGCCAGAAUUCAACUUUGACGUUAUUCAGGAUAAAUUAAUCAAUUAAACUAGAUGAAUUUGCUAAAAUUGUUGACUAAGUCGUUAACAAGUUUCAGGGAUUUAUUUUAAGUGCAAAUACGCACACGAAUUCGAGUGAAUCGAUUUUUUUUCUCGAUGAAAGAAUUCAUUCAGAAAUAAAGGGGUCAGGGGUAACAAGUAGAUUUCAGCAAGACGUCGGUUUUAGGAGAAUAUCUCAGCAGGAAACACAGAUAGGGAAAUUCAUCUCAUGACCUGUUUUGUAUCACUUAUUCUGCUCCAUAAAAAAGGACGUGAGAAAAAUUUCGCUAUCUCUUUUAGAAUUCGAGAUAUCCCCGAAAAACUCGGCUAGGGAAUGAAUUACCUCAUUCUUUUUUCCUCUUCGCAAAUAAAUUCAGUACUGUAUACUUAAUUACACGGGGGUAAUUAGGGGCACGAAGGGGAACGGUCUGCAGUGGUUUAAUUGAGCCAGAUAAUAAUUAUUAAAAAAUGUCAAUCGUGCUACAUCGAAGAUGUAAAAGGAGUGGGUCUUUAAAGUAAGGGAGGUUUAUUCAGCCCUUUAUAUGUUCUCGGGAAAUGAUGCGAUUUCGAUGAGUUUGGACUCAUCUUGAAGAGGAGAAAAAUACCUUUAAAAUGGAUGGAAACAAGUGGAAUUUUACUCAGCCAGUCCUGAGAUAUAAACCUUCGAAUGUUUUACUCCACUCUCCCUUUCAACAGAUUCCACUUUUAAUCUCAAACACUCAAUAUUGAUCGAUAGUUAAUUACGAAAAAAUGAUUUAUUGUGUUUGAUGUAUGCUCAUUAUAAUUCAGGAUAAAACAUAUACAUUUGCUAUGUAACAUGUCCAGAGUCGAGUGGUUUUGGUAUGUGUGAUUGUCUCCAAAGAGUUGAAAAUGUGAUAGUAGCAACAGUAUAAAACCUAUUGUUUUAUUAUUAUUAUUCUUGUCGGUGACGUUAAUAAAUUGUACUGAGUACUGUAA
This is a messenger RNA of Fopius arisanus, 2303 nucleotides long. RefSeq names its product GMP reductase 1-like. Bases 96 to 1142 code for a protein of 348 amino acids. Gene Ontology annotation, cellular component: GMP reductase complex. The transcript has 6 exons. The record is from RefSeq and is a predicted model, not a curated record. Gene Ontology annotation, molecular function: GMP reductase activity. Gene Ontology annotation, biological process: nucleotide metabolic process. NCBI's taxonomy places the organism in Eukaryota, Metazoa, Arthropoda, Insecta, Hymenoptera, Braconidae.